AUGAGAGUCCCACCACUACUGUCCCAGCUAAAGGGGUUUAAGACUCAAAAGCAGCAAGUGGAUAGCGAUGAUCCACCCGGAGCAGCUAGCGGUUGGGCCACAGCAGCAGCCAGCAGGCCAAGUCACAAAGCCCAUGUCAGACUUUUAGCGGUCCAAAAGUGGACUUUGGGCCCAAGCCGGCCCGCACCGGUUGCACACCCUUACCAUGGAGACGGCGCUCUUGCACAUGCGUCAAGCGGCGGCGCUAGCGAGUAG
Molecule: messenger RNA, 255 nt
Organism: Talaromyces rugulosus
Lineage: Eukaryota; Fungi; Ascomycota; Eurotiomycetes; Eurotiales; Trichocomaceae
Exons: 2
Coding region: 1-255 (84 amino acids)
Source: RefSeq, a predicted model, not a curated record